GAACUGGGUUUUCCUCAGAUUUGAAGCGAGGGCGAACACAUUGGAAGGGCACGAGGGAUCGAGGGUGUGGCGAAAGACUGGAGAGAAGCUAAAGGGGCCGGUUUAUGGAGCCAGGGAACCGUCUCGGUGCCCCAGAAGGUUUCCGAAGAUGGACGGGCCUGCGAAGCUAAGAUUGGCCUCCCUCAGCGACUUUCAGUUUGGAGCUGUUUCCACAGAGACGAUCGAGGAUGCCCUGCUUCAUUUGGCCCAGCAGAAUGAGCGGGCUGUGCAGGAGGCUGCAGGACGGAUGGGCAGUUUCAGGGAGACCCGGAUCGUGGAGUUUAUUUUUCUCCUGUCUGAACAAUGGUGUCUGGAGAAAUCUGUGAGCUACCAGGCUGUAGAAAUCCUAGAAAGGUUUAUGGUUAAGCAGGCAGAGAACAUCUGCAGGCAAGCCGCAAUCCAGCUGAGAGACAAAGAGAAGACAGAGUUUCAGAACUGGAGGGCUCUGAAAGAGCAACUUUUCAACAAGUUUAUCCUCCGUCUUGUGUCCUGUGUUCAGUUGGCCAGCAAGCUUUCUUUCCACUACAAUAUAAUCAGCAACGUUACAGUCUUGAAUUUCCUCCAGGCUCUAGGGUAUCUUUAUACCAAAGAAGAACUGCUGGAGUCAGAACUUGAUAUUUUGAAGUCUCUGAACUUCCAAAUCAAUCUGCCCACGCCCCUCGCAUAUGUGGAGAUGCUUCUAGAAGUUUUAGGAUACAAUGGCUGUUCAGUCUCAGCUACACAGCUGCAUGCAACCUGCUUGACCUUGCUUGACCUGGUCUAUCUUCUGCAUGAGUCCAUAUAUGAGAGCUUGCUGAGGGCGUCAAUUGAGAACUCCACACCUAGUCAGCUACAAGGGGAAAAGUUUAUUUCAGUGAAGGAAGAUUUCAUGCUGUUGGCGGUAGGAAUCAUUGCAGCAAGUGCUUUCAUCCAAAACCAUGAGUGUUGGAGCCAGGUUGUGGGGCAUUUGCAGAGCAUCACUGGCAUUGCUUUGGAGAGCAUUGCUGAGUUUUCUUACGCAAUCCUGACUCACAGCGUGGGAGCCAAGACUCCAGGGAGACAGCAGCCUGUUCCUCCCCACCUGGCAGCCAGAGCUCCAAGGACGGCUGCUUCCUCCAACACAUGAGGCAGGCUGAAUCUGCCAAGUAUAAACAGCCUUCCUCUCUGCACUCAUGCCCCCCUCUGUUUACUUUCAUAUGCAGGGUAUGAAACUUCCAAGCCUCUUUUGAACUCUUAUUUUGUACUCCAUUCUGAUGCUUAUUUUUCUGCAUCAAGAAAGUGUUAAGGUGGACAAUUGUGCAUGUCUCUUUUGUUGUAACAAACUGAAAAUAUCAAAGAGCUGGGAGGAGACAGAUUAGUGAAUUUAUUUUUGUUUAACAAGAUUUUUAUACUUUUUGUUUUGUUUUGAAUUGCCAGAAGGUGCAUAUGCU
This is a messenger RNA of Tupaia belangeri chinensis (Chinese tree shrew), 1448 nucleotides long. It is a transcript of the gene CNTD1, whose product is annotated as cyclin N-terminal domain containing 1. The record is from RefSeq and is a predicted model, not a curated record. Gene Ontology annotation, biological process: reciprocal meiotic recombination. The transcript is spliced from 7 exons. NCBI's taxonomy places the organism in Eukaryota, Metazoa, Chordata, Mammalia, Scandentia, Tupaiidae. Gene Ontology annotation, cellular component: site of double-strand break. The coding region runs from base 149 to 1144 and encodes 331 amino acids.